Punica granatum (pomegranate) is the source of this 1655-nucleotide messenger RNA. The record is from RefSeq and is a predicted model, not a curated record. NCBI's taxonomy places the organism in Eukaryota, Viridiplantae, Streptophyta, Magnoliopsida, Myrtales, Lythraceae.
GAAAAAAACAGUUUCCCAUUGGCUAGAGGCUUCGGCCCUGCAAAAAAUAAGGCUUCGUCUCGUCGCGCCUCCAUCUCUGGCCGGGAAACUCGUAUCCUUCCACCGCCGAGAACUCGAGCGUCGGCGGUGGUGCUGAUCUUCACGGUUUCCUCUUGUCUCUGCAAAAGCCGCGGUCUUCGAUUGUCAGCAGGAUUCCACAAUGGCGAAGGAGCCUCGUGUGAAGACAUGGAGAUUACUCAACCAAAUGUAGAGAUUACUGCGAGAUAGCUUCACAGUUCGCUUCCUGCUCCGGAGACAAGAUGGAACCUACAGUCGCGGUGUUUGACGGUCUCAAAGGCUUCGCAAAGUCGACCCAGGACUUCGUCUCCGGUCUCAUUCACCACCACGACCCCUCAUCCUCCCGCAACAAUCCGAUUGAAAUCUUGAAGCGGCUCCAGAGAGAAGCAUUUUCCGAUCUCAUGAGACUGCGGGACAGACAGGACAAGAUUGAAAGGCUUCUUUCCAUCUACAAGACUUCGAACAAAGGUCCCUUCGAAGAAGCUGGUACCCGUGUGAGGGGGGAGGUUGAUGUUUCAGGAGCUGUACUGAAGAUGGAUACUGUUGAUCAGCAAAACUUCGAUGCUCUUAGAAGAGCAGGAAUAAGGACUGGAGUCAAUGCAAGGUUCACUUUUGAAACUCAAAUACGAGGUAAAGAUUACUUUGUGGCGGAGCUAAUGGCCAGCCAAAAAGCUGCAGAAGACUUUACCGAUUUCUCAGGAAAUUUACCGCUAUCCCUCUCGAAAGUAUUUUACAAGGCAAAUAUUACCGACUGGUUUUCUGCUGCGGCAAUCCCGAUUGGAGCUCACUGCAGAGAUAUAGGGAAUGAUUCAAGCUCUUCCCGUCAGGGAAAAGGCCUCACUGAUAAUUCAUCGCUUGGACCUCCCUUGGUAAGUCAACCGCCUGGAAGUGCAUUUGGAGUAACAGCAAGAAAAGCAAAUUUUAUGGCUACGCUGGGGCAUCUUGUUUCUGGACUGGAGAUGCCAUUAGAUCCUCAUGGAAUUAGGCAUAUUUUCAGUACCUUUGGGCAAGUGGUAUGUGAUUUGCCCAGAGAGAUGAAGUUAUCCAUUGUGGGUGUCCAUCAGAUUCCAAUAAUUUCUGAUCAACGCCUAAGUCUUGGACCAUUUGCAAUUCCACUGAGCCCUUUGAAGCGUCGCCAAGAUUCUGAUGUUUCAGUAAUAAGCACACCGGGUGCCUCUUCGGGAUCCAUUGCUGUAAUGCUUGAAUCUCAGCUUGAUGAGGACACAAGAAUUGGAGGUUGGGUUGAGAUGAAAAGUUCAGACAACAAGAAUAUGAAAUGGGCUAUAGCCGUCUCCGAUGACUCCGAAGAUGAAUUUGGGUGGGGCUUGUGUUUAAGUGGAGCCACCGAGGGCUCCAAUAGACUGAACCGUUUUCAAGUUGAAUCUUACCUUAAGUUCAACGUCGGAAAGAGGUUCACUGUGAAGCCGGGUCUUGUACAUGUAAUGGAUGGCAGUUCCAGAAUUACUGCCUUAUUGGUUCGGUCUAACUGGUCCUUGUGAACUGUAGUUGCUUCAUCAUCCCCAAAGUAUCCUAGGCUACUCCUUAUUGCAGAGAAUUAGAAGAUGGCAUUCUUUAUAAAGUCGCUAGUUUUGCAGAUA